GAAGUAACAAGAAGACUUGGUGAAUAGUGGUCUGUGCGUUUCACUCUCGUGACAUAUGUGUGUGCCGACGGGAGGGGUAAAAAGAUGCACAUGGACAAAAGGAUUUCUCCACAGCUUUCACUGUCACAGGAAUGUGUAAGACGCAGAAUGCUGACAACACUCAAGAAACGACAACAAACAGCAGCAGCUCUUUUGCUUUUUCUCUUUGGUCCAUCACUCAUCGCUGGAGUCAGCCUCUCACCAAGUUGUAUCGAUGGUACCUGGGAAGUACUGGCUGAGGAAGAAACUCAUUUCCAUUGCACGGCUGAAGGAGAUAUGCAGUGGACAUUACUACUUACUAACAGCUCUCGUCCCAUCUCAUUAGCUACAUGCAAUACAAACUGCAUCACUCUGAAUACCUACCAGGGACUUUUCGCAGCAAGGAUUACCGACCUUCACACAUCAACUCUCACUAUCAAUCCUAAGAACAACAGAAAGUUAUACGACAAUAUCCAGCUUGUGAACGGCAGUCUGGAGUGUAAUCGUGGAGAUAUGGAUGACUCAUUUGCUGGCUGUGGGCUCAACUUUGUGUAUCCUCCAAAUGGAGUCUCUUGCACAGCAUUGAAUACCUCAUGGGCCAUCAAUGUGUCCUGUGUUAUCGGCAGUGUCUACUCCUCACGGAAGCUUUACACAUGUUCCUUGAUUCGAACACAGAUGUCCAAGAAGGAAAUACUAGAAACUGUCACCAUGGUGACCUCAUCGACCAGCGAGAGGAUCACUAAGAAUGAAAUAAAGGUGUCAGGAUCCUGUUGGUUUUACACAACACUCCCACCAGACGAAGGGAAAUAUGGAUUCCUUGUCUCUGUCUCACCAGGUGGACGACAUUUUAACAUGGAAGACAAGUUGUUCACAGUUGAACAGCCCGGAUUGCCAGCAGUCUCUUGUGGUCCUCACCCCUACGUGUUAGAAAACACAAGAGUUUUCUGUACCUGCAGCACAUCUAGCCUCGGGGUGCCGGCAGGGUACCUGAGAUGGGUCACCGGUAACCAACUAAAUCAAGGAACAGUUGCCAUGCAAGAAAAUCUGGAGCUGUCAUCAAAAAGACUAGACUAUAGUCAUAUCCUUAUUUUGUCUGAUCACGGUAGGACUUGGUUCAGGUGUGAUGUUAUUUGGGCAACUGAGGAAAUUCGAGGAGAGAACUACACUGCUAACGUGGGAUACCCUCCUAAAACACCACAUUUUUCUUUCAACAACCUUCAAAGAAAUCAAUCAGUCAACGAAAGAGAUCAAGUGAAUUUUCUGUGUGAAUCAGAUGGUCGACCUAGACCAAUCGUUUCCAUCUAUAACAACGACAACGACACUGUUAUCAUUAGACACUCGUCUCCUGUCACCUACUCGUUCAUCGCUCGCUGCGAGGACACGGCCACCUACACGUGCUCUGCCUGGAAUGAGUUUUCUAAUCAUUCUGGCGUGACAACCUCCUACAGUCUUGAGAUUGGUGUCAAUUGUAAGCCUCGAAGCCUUUCAUUCAACCACCUGGGCACGGUCAAGUUUGGAAAUAAAACACAGGAGCUGAACUUUGAAGUUAUCACUUACCCUGCACCUAACAAGUAUGACUUAUGGUUCGCACCACUAGUAAUAAACAACAGUGAGCCCCUCUUCAGGAGGAUUGAAAGUUCAGAGCUAAAAAUCACAUGCAAAGCUUCCAUACAACGCCGUUACCUGUCAAGGUGCACUUUGACCUUCUAUGGCGGUCAGUCCCGAUCAGAUGGUUUCUACAAAGUACAAGUCAUCAAUGAGCAUGGUGAAGACAAUUUCACUAUUGCUAUAAGUUACGAUGAAUAUGUUUUGGAGAGAAGAAGUAGCAAACAUCAAUAUGAUUCAAAGCAAUGUGUCCAAAGCCAAAGUACCAGGGGCAGACAAUUUAUCCCAAUAAAAGCUAAAAAAAGAAAACGCUGAUAUUUCUUUUUUUCUCUCUGUAUGUGCAAAUGUAUUUGUGUGAGUAUUAACUUCUUUGUCCACACAAGCUCAAAAUAGAGAAAGAAGAUAUACACACCUGCUCACUAGAACUAUUUUCUCCUGUGUGAGU
This is a messenger RNA of Pomacea canaliculata, 2068 nucleotides long. RefSeq lists its product as uncharacterized. The coding region runs from base 85 to 1938 and encodes 617 amino acids. The record is from RefSeq and is a predicted model, not a curated record. Lineage: Eukaryota; Metazoa; Mollusca; Gastropoda; Architaenioglossa; Ampullariidae. The transcript has 8 exons.